GCCUGCCUAGCCACAGUCCGUAUCGUACGUGGCGAAGCGGUUAAUGAAAGAACAAUCAAAUAAAAUAAAAUUUUCGAUUAGAAAGUGUUGUGUAUACGCGCAGAUUUCCGCGCCAGAACAAGUGACAGUGACAAAUUCUUGUGUUUGUGAUCUGUGACUUUUUUUCUUUUUGGAUCAUCUACAUUAGAAUAUCGAACACUCGAUAAAAUGGCAGCACUCAACCAUAAUAAUAAUAAUAAUGUACGACCGGAUAGACUGCGGCAAAUGUUCAGUUGGACUGGAGAGACCUCGCCUCCGUCGCCGCUGGGCGACGAGAAGGAGUCGAAGAUGAGCCAGAUACAAUUUUCCCCGCCGAGCGAUAAACAAAAUACACUGGCUUUACAAAAGCGGGCGGAGGCGGUGUGCGUGCAGAAUGCAUACAAACACUAUGGAUCCAACAAACGACCGAACCAUGUUCUUAGUAAACUAAACAUGACCGUCAAAAAGGGCACAAUAUAUGGUCUACUAGGCGCGUCAGGGUGCGGCAAAACGACUCUUCUCUCCUGCAUUGUGGGUAGACGGAAACUCAAUAGCGGAGAUAUUUGGGUGCUGGGUGGAAAGCCAGGCACAAAAGGUUCCGGUGUUCCCGGAAAACGAGUUGGGUACAUGCCCCAAGAAAUAGCUCUUUAUGGAGAAUUCACCAUCAAAGAAACGAUGAUGUACUUCGGUUGGAUCUUCGGUAUGGAGACCAGGGAGAUCGUGGAGCGAUUGCGGUUUCUCCUAGACUUCCUUGACCUACCCAGUGAGAAUAGAAUGGUUAAGAACUUGAGUGGUGGACAACAGCGGCGUGUCUCGUUCGCCGUGGCAUUGAUGCAUGAUCCUGAACUGUUGAUCCUUGAUGAACCCACCGUGGGCGUCGACCCUCUUCUAAGACAGUCUAUCUGGACCCAUCUGGUGCGAAUCACCAGCUCCGGAGAUAAGACUGUUAUCAUUACAACCCAUUAUAUUGAAGAGGCCAGGCAGGCGCAUUGUAUUGGUUUGAUGCGUAGUGGCCGCUUGCUGGCCGAGGAUCCACCGCAGGCACUCCUCAGAAUGUACAACUGCAUAUCCCUUGAAGACGUCUUCCUCAAAUUAUCUAGGAAACAAGGACAAGGCAACCAGGUACCAGAAAUAACAGUAUCGGGCGGAGGCCUAGGACUCAACAAGAUGUCUAAACGGGAAGAAGCUCCCUACGCCAAUGAAGACGCGCAAGUCAUCGGGCUAAACUUCCACCAGAGCAAGGAGGUUCUGAUUGUUGACAACGGAGUUGGUUCCAAUGGAGAUUUGCCAGGAAAAAUAUCAGAGGCUGCAACAGACUGUACCGAUUGCGCUGGUAGAUUUAGUUUCACAUCCCGAGGUAAAAUUAAGGCGUUGAUUCAAAAGAACUUCUUGCGGAUGUGGAGAAAUAUCGGUGUGAUGCUAUUCAUCUUUGCCUUACCCGUGAUGCAGGUCAUACUCUUCUGUUUGGCAAUUGGACGAGACCCAAGCGGACUUAAACUGGCUAUUGUAAACGACGAUGUUAAUGUGUUCGACGGCUACUGUCCAUACAACGCUUCGUGCUCUAUGAAGAAUCUGUCUUGCCGGUAUUUGGACAAUUUGAAAAAUGACUCAAUCAUCAAAAACUAUUAUAUUAACCUAGACGAUGCAAAACAAGCUGUGCGGGAAGGAGAUGCCUGGGGAGUCAUCUAUUUCAAUGAGAAUUAUACCGACUCCUUGGUUGCGAGACUGGCUUUAGGUGACACGGCUGACAAUGAGACAAUAAUGUCAUCAGAGGUGGAAGUUUGGCUGGACAUGUCCAAUCAGCAAAUUGGUUUGAUGCUAAGUAGAGACAUACAAUUCUCUUACAGGGACUUCGCCAAGGGUCUUUUAUCGACAUGUAACUACAAUCCUAAAGUGGGCGACAUUCCAAUCGACUUCAAGGAUCCUAUUUACGGUGAUACAAAUCCUUCCUUCACUGAUUUCGUCGCGCCGGGGGUUAUUCUAACAAUCGUGUUCUUCUUGGCUGUAGCUCUCACUUCGUCUGCUCUCAUAGUGGAACGUACAGAGGGUCUAUUGGAUCGUUCCUGGGUGGCCGGUGUUUCCCCAGGGGAGAUUUUAUUCUCUCACGUGGUGACCCAGUUUGUAGUGAUGUGUGGACAGACAGCGUUGGUGCUCAUUUUCAUGAUACUCGUCUUUGGAGUGAAGAGUAAUGGAAACAUCGCGUAUGUCGUCAUGCUGACGCUUUUGCAAGGACUUUGUGGAAUGUGCUUCGGCUUCGUGAUAUCAGCUGCCUGCGAGCUCGAACGAAACGCCAUCCAGCUUGCCCUAGGUUCAUUCUACCCUACUCUACUUCUCAGUGGGGUAAUUUGGCCCAUCGAGGGUAUGCCAUGGAUCCUACGAUACGUGUCUACUUGUUUACCCUUGACCCUCGCUACCUCGUCACUAAGAUCCAUAUUGACCCGCGGUUGGCCCAUAACUGACCCUGAUGUCUAUAUGGGCUUUGUUUCGACUAUACUGUGGAUUUCUUUAUUCUUAGUCCUUACUCUAACGAUUUUGAGGUUCAAACGGGGUUAAAUUAGUUUUUUUUUAUUUAUAAAUGUUGCUUUGUAAAAACCCAGUACCAUAUAGCUAUGGUCUUUGUACCUAGUUUGAUAUUUAAAACCAGUUGUUUCAUACGAAAUGUUGUAAUAGAACCAAACAGUGAAAAAAUAUUUAAAAUUUUACCCAUCUAUGAUCCAAGAAAAUAGUUCUGACUAUUGGGUUUUUACAUAACAACGAUGUAUUAUUUAUUUUUCUGGGUUUUGUAUGCAAGUACUUUUUUAUCUGCUGUAUAUGGCAACCCUUAUUAUACUGCUGUAUCGUGGAAAUAAUUUGCUCAAACUGCUAUGAACAAUGUGUGAAAUCUUUAUAACCAAGAAUAAAAUUAAAAAUAUGGAUACUUAUGUAUUUACAUGUUCGGAAACUAUAUGUGGAAAUUUGUCUACAAACCAAAUCGGUUAAAAUUGAUUUCACACCUGCCUGGCUUAUAUUGAUGAAAUUAGAUUAUAUUCUGUGCUAAUCCCGCCAAAAUAAGCCAGGCCUUAGAGUAAAUGACUUUUAGUCAAUGUAAAUAGUAGAAUAAUACUAUAAGGUUUUAGGGAUGUUAGCAAUUAUGAUUUGUCCAACGCUUUUCUUAGGGUCCCUUUCAUACAAGGAAGGAUAAGGACCCAAAAAUAUUAUCUUAUUAUUACCAGAGUUUUAAUUCCCUUUUAACAAUAGACUAUAAAAUUGUCGCAACUUCAUACAUUUCUUAUAGCUAAUUUAAUAUUUUAUAUUAAUGCUGGUAUCUCCCUGGAUGAUUUCUUAUAUCCCCCAUAUAGGACUACGUUAAGUGUCUACGACUCAAAGUUACCAUAGAUUUAGAUGGUGCCAUAAUGGUGAUUUUUUAUCGAACUUUGCGACAAAAUUUUAAUGUAAUCGUUGAUUACAACCUAAGAUUUUGACACUACGCGCCAUCUUCAAUCGAAUUAUGUUCCGUAGAUUAUAAAUAUACACCAACUUGUCAAUGGCAAUAAGAUAAUCUAUAAUGUAUAGUUUGAAAUAAUUUAGGUUUCAUAGAAAUAAGGUUGUAUUUUAGACAUGGCCUACAUAGUAAAUGUUGCCAGGUAUUUUUUAAAUUUUGUAUUUUUUUAAAGAAAAUAUAAUUUCGGUUAAUUUUGAACGGGCAAUACUUAAAUGUAAUUCAAUAGGAGCUAGAUUAGGCUAGAAGUGUCAGACUGUGAUUAUUUUUGCUAACAUUGACAUUUUGUUAUGACAAUUAUACAAUACUGUACCAAAUAAGAUAUUGUGUUUAAUAAUGUAGACCUUUUUAUUUAAAUAAAAUUCCGUACAAUCUGUCA
Pieris rapae (cabbage white) is the source of this 3875-nucleotide messenger RNA. It is a transcript of the gene snu, whose product is annotated as ABC transporter G family member 23. Gene Ontology annotation, cellular component: ATP-binding cassette (ABC) transporter complex; membrane. The coding region runs from base 208 to 2571 and encodes 787 amino acids. The record is from RefSeq and is a predicted model, not a curated record. Lineage: Eukaryota; Metazoa; Arthropoda; Insecta; Lepidoptera; Pieridae. The transcript is spliced from 16 exons. Gene Ontology annotation, biological process: transmembrane transport. Gene Ontology annotation, molecular function: ATP hydrolysis activity; ABC-type transporter activity; ATP binding.